Molecule: messenger RNA, 2510 nt
Organism: Hibiscus syriacus
Lineage: Eukaryota; Viridiplantae; Streptophyta; Magnoliopsida; Malvales; Malvaceae
Product: probable auxin efflux carrier component 1b
Exons: 6
Coding region: 363-2144 (593 amino acids)
Biological process (GO): auxin polar transport; auxin export across the plasma membrane
Cellular component (GO): plasma membrane; endoplasmic reticulum
Molecular function (GO): auxin efflux transmembrane transporter activity
Source: RefSeq, a predicted model, not a curated record
CCAAUUUUAUAAUAAAAGUAUUGAAAAAAGUGACUGCUUUUAUGUUCUUGUCUGCCAUCAAUCCCUUUAAACCAUUCACUUCCCACUUUCUCCAACCCUUCUCUCUCUCCGGCACCGUGAAAACAAUAGCCCGCGACCAUUAUCACCUUUGUUCUUAACUUUUCUUUUUCUUCUUCUCUUACUUUGUCAUCCCUUUGCCUGUAUAAUGGGCUGAAUUCUUCUGGUUAAAACCCUACUGUUUUUCACUUGAAAAGUGAGACAAAUCAUACGAAGUUUGUUUCUUUUUCAUUCUACUUGAAAAAUCUCAUCUGGGUUUUACUUCUGGAUCCUAUUUCUGUUCUGUUUUUCCCCGGAAAUACACCAUGAUCACCGCCACAGACUUCUACCAUGUCCUUACUGCAGUUGUACCACUUUAUGUGGCCAUGAUCUUAGCCUAUGGCUCAGUGAAAUGGUGGAAAAUCUUCAGCCCUGACCAGUGCUCAGGCAUUAAUCGGUUUGUGGCUUUAUUUGCUGUCCCUCUCCUUUCUUUCCAUUUCAUUUCCACCAACAAUCCGUAUGCUAUGAACUUGAGGUUCAUAGCAGCUGAUACUCUCCAAAAGAUCAUAGUCUUGGUAGUGUUAGCUAUAUGGUCAAGAACCAGCUCAAGAGGUUCCCUUGAAUGGUCCAUCACCUUGUUUUCCCUCUCCACUCUUCCUAAUACUCUUGUCAUGGGCAUCCCUUUGUUGAAGGGAAUGUAUGGAGACUAUUCAGGGAGCUUGAUGGUCCAAAUAGUUGUGCUUCAGUGCAUAAUUUGGUACACAUUGAUGCUAUUUCUGUUUGAGUACAGAGGCGCUAGACUUCUAAUAGCGGAGCAAUUCCCAGACACUGCAGGCUCUAUCAUUUCCUUCAAAGUUGAUUCUGAUAUCAUUUCCCUGGAUGGGAAAGAGCCAUUGCAAACUGAUGCUGAGGUAGGAGAUGAUGGGAAACUCCAUGUCACUGUUAGAAAAUCCACUAGUUCUAGGUCGGAAAUCUUUUCUCGACGCUCACAUGGUCCAAACUCGGGCCUUUCUUUGACCCCAAGACCAUCGAACUUGACAAAUGCAGAGAUUUACUCCAUUCAAUCAUCCAGAAAUCCAACUCCAAGAGGGUCCAGCUUCAAUCAUUCUGAUUUCUACUCGAUGGUGAAUGGGAAAAACAUAACGAAUGCGAGUCCGAGACAAUCCAACUUUGGGAACUUGGGUUUUGAUGAAGAGAACGGAGUUGGGGUGUUUGGUAAUCCAGGGAGAUCAAAUGGUGGAAGCUCUUAUCCUGCUCCAACCAGUGCUGGAAUCUUCUCCCCCGUGAAUGGACCAGGUGCAGGUGCCAAGAAGAAGGAAACUGGAACUGAUGGUAGCAAGGACUUGCAUAUGUUUGUGUGGAGCUCAAGCGCUUCUCCUGUAUCAGAAGGCGGGCUUCAUGUUUUCCGGGGCGGAGAUCUUGGUGGCCUAUUUCACCAAAAAGGUUAUGAUGAUUAUGGUAGAGAUGAAUUUAGCUUCGGUAAUAAGCCGAUAACGAACGGAGUUGAGCAUGAAGGACCAGUGCUUUCCAAGCUCGGUUCAAGCUCCACAACUGAACUCAAUCCGAAGGCUGGUGCUCAUGCUGAAACAAGCACAGCUGCUAUGCCACCCGCUAGUGUUAUGACCAGACUCAUCCUCAUCAUGGUUUGGCGAAAACUAAUCCGAAAUCCCAACACUUAUUCCAGUCUGAUUGGCCUCACCUGGUCUCUUGUUUCCUUCAGGUGGGAUGUUCAGAUGCCUGCUAUAAUUGCUCGAUCGAUAUCGAUUCUUUCGGACGCAGGUCUUGGAAUGGCGAUGUUCAGUCUCGGUUUAUUCAUGGCACUUCAGCCAAGAAUUAUUGCCUGUGGAAACACAAUUGCUGCCUUUUCCAUGGCGGUUCGGUUCCUAACUGGUCCAGCGGUCAUGGCUGCCGCCUCAAUUGUUGUAGGGUUGAGAGGUGCUCUAUUGCAUAUCGCGAUUGUGCAGGGUUUUCUACCACAAGGGAUUGUCCCUUUCGUCUUCGCAAAGGAAUACAGUGUUCAUCCUGAUAUAUUGAGCACAGGGGUCAUAUUUGGAAUGCUGAUUGCCCUUCCGAUAACGCUUGUUUACUACAUCCUGCUGGGAAUUUGAAGCCUGCUAAAGGGAAAGAAGACUAAUCCAUUUUGAUCUGAUGGCAAGAUGUUUGAAUGUUCUAACAUAUGAUUCUAUGAACCGAUUAGUGAUUAGAGAAAAGAACAAACACAGAAAUGUCUUUGCUUUUGUUGGUUUUCUUUUUGGUCAAGAAAAUGAGCCAUGUUUGUAUUUCAUUUUCUUUCUACAAUAUGAACUGGAAAGUACUGGCUUGUUGUCUGUGAAAAUGAAGACAUUUGAUGGUUGUGACCUGAAAAGACUGGCAGAUCGUAAAGGUCUGACAGCUGUCUUUAGGAUGGGCACGGCUGUCGGUAGCUUAGGCUAUUUGCUUAGCCUGAAAAUAACAUUUAUACUUGUGUCGGCUUG